AUGUGUUGUGCACAUAAGAAGCGUGCACAGAAGGAGGAAGUGGUUAAAAAUGGAGGAACUAAAAAUUUUACUAAAGGUAAAAAGAUUGUAAAUGGUGGUGCUAUCGUAAAUGGUGGUGCCGUGCAGAUAAGGAAUAGGAAAAGAAUGAAAAAAAGAAAUAAGGGAAGCGAAGACGACUCGAUGUGGAUGACAACAGGAGAAGCCUGUGCCCUAGGGGCAGAGGAGGUAGCCGCCCGUUUAAGGGUGGAUCUGAGGACUGGUCUCUGGGGGCGGGAACCAGAACUCAGGCGCCAACUCGCUGGCUUCAAUGAGUUCUCCUUCAAGGAAGAAGACCCCCUUUGGAAGAAAUAUCUAGAACAGUUCCAAAAUCCUCUGAUAUUAUUGCUUCUUGGGUCAGCUUUAGUUAGUAUUUGUAUGAAGCAAUUUGAUGAUGCAGUCAGCAUCACUGUAGCUAUUUUAAUUGUCGUGACGGUAGCAUUUAUUCAGGAGUACAGGUCUGAACAAUCUCUUCAAGAGCUUACGAAACUUGUUCCGCCAGCAUGCCAUUGUGUGCGAGGAGGGCAAUUGGAAUCGUUUUUAGCGAGAGAUCUAGUUCCUGGAGAUGUUGUCCACCUUAACGUCGGAGAUCGAGUGCCUGCUGACAUUCGGCUGUUUGAGGCUAUUGACUUGGCUAUAGAUGAGAGCAGCUUCACCGGUGAAACGGAGCCUGCUUCAAAAGUCACUGCUCCUAUACUCAAGUCAAAUGGCCAUACGUCAAUGAGGAACAUCGCUUUCAUGGGAACUCUUGUACGAUGUGGAAAUGGAAAAGGGAUAGUUGUGAACACUGGUGAAAAAAGUGAAUUUGGUGAAGUUUUCAAGAUGAUGCAAGCUGAAGAAGCCCCAAAGACACCUCUUCAAAAGAGCAUGGACAUCCUCGGUACCCAGUUGUCAUUCUAUUCCUUUUGCAUCAUUUUCCUAAUUAUGGCCCUUGGAUGGCUCCAAGGACGACCAAUUUUGGAAAUGUUCAACAUCGGUGUCAGUUUGGCUGUAGCUGCAAUACCCGAAGGAUUACCAAUUGUUGUGACAGUGACAUUAGCUCUUGGCGUUAUGAGAAUGGCCAAGAGAAACGCUAUUGUUAAAAAACUUCCUACUGUUGAAACAUUAGGCUGUGUUAGUGUUAUUUGUUCAGACAAAACUGGUACAAUUACUAAAAAUGAAAUGACUGUUACUGUGAUAGUUACAUCCGAUGGGUAUCUUGCAGAGGUGUCUGGAGCAGGUUAUAAUGAUAAUGGAGAAAUUCACAUUCAUAAAUGUGAGAACUUGGAUACUGCAAAAGAAUCAAUUCACAGGCUUCUAGAGGUCGGUGUGGUCUGUAAUAAUGCUGUGAUAAGUGGUGAAACAUUGCUCGGUCAGCCUACAGAAGGAGCAUUGUUGUCUGUUGCUAUGAAGCAUGGUAUGUACGGUGUAAGUGAUAAGUAUGUGAGGCUCCAAGAAUACCCAUUCAGUUCUGAACAAAAAAUGAUGGCGGUAAAAUGUAUACCAAAAUAUGGUGAUUCCAAAGAAGAAAUUUACUUCGUUAAAGGUGCUCUAGAAAUUAUUCUUCCACAGUGUACUAAAUAUGUUUGGAAUGGGCAGUUUCAUCAAUUAAAUUCUAAAAAGGAGCAGGAUUUCCUGGCAGAGGCUCAUGAAAUAGGGAGGAAGGGUCUCAGAGUUGUUGGUAUGGCUAGUGGUUCAUCCCUUCAGGAUUUAGUCUAUCUUGGAUUGGUCGGUAUUUGUGAUCCACCUCGACCAUUCGUCAGAGAUUCCAUUCAAACACUUCUCAACUGCGGCAUUAAAGUAAAGCUGGUUACUGGUGAUGCACAACAAACUGCUACAGCAAUCGCACAAAUGAUCGGCCUGGACACAAUCCAUGGUCAAGCUCUAUCUGGAGACCAAAUCGAUUCAAUGACCGAAUACCAAUUGGAUCAGGUAGUUCAUAAUGUCACGGUCUUUUACAGGGUCAGUCCACGGCACAAAUUGGCGAUUGUUAAGGCUUUUCAAAGAGCUGGAGUUAUAGUUGGGAUGACCGGUGAUGGAGUAAACGAUGGAGUCGCUCUCAAGAAAGCUGAUAUUGGUAUUGCAAUGGGUAAAAAUGGCACAGAUGUCUGUAAAGAAGCUGCGGAUAUGAUCCUUGUCAAUGACGAGUUCAACACAAUCAUUGCUGCUAUUGAAGAAGGAAAAGGAAUUUACUACAACAUCAGGAACUUCGUAAGGUUUCAGUUGAGUACUAGCAUUGCAGCACUCUCGUUAAUAGCCCUUGCUACCCUGUUUAGAAUUCCUAAUCCCCUCAAUGCUAUGCAAAUUCUUUGGAUUAACAUAAUUAUGGAUGGACCUCCUGCACAGAGUUUGGGUGUGGAGCCUGUUGAUAAAGAUGUCGUCAAGCGUGGGCCCAGGAAUGUAAAACAGCCAAUGAUUACUACACAUUUGAUUGUUAAUGUUCUGUUGUCUGCAUUCAUUAUUAUUCUUGGAACCCUUUGGGUAUUCAAGAGAGAGAUGAGUGACAACAAAAUUACACCAAGGGAUACCACAAUGACAUUUACAUGUUUUGUUUUCUUUGACAUGUUCAAUGCUCUCAGCUGCAGGUCACAGACUAAAUCAGUUUUUCAAAUUGGAUUAUUCAAAAACAAAAUGUUCCUGAUAGCAGUUUCAUUAUCUGUGGUUGGUCAAUUAUUGGUUAUUUAUUUUCCAUUUUUCCAAAAUAUCUUCCAAACUGAAGCUUUGACUCUUCAAGACCUGCUGUUCCUUACCUGCCUCACUUCGACAGUAUUCAUUGUGUCAGAGGUGAAGAAAUUCAUCGAGAGGAUGAUUGAGGACCGCCGCACGAAGAAAGCAGGAUUUGAGUUCGUAUGA
This is a messenger RNA of Nezara viridula (southern green stink bug), 2868 nucleotides long. The record is from the annotation of a GenBank genome assembly. NCBI's taxonomy places the organism in Eukaryota, Metazoa, Arthropoda, Insecta, Hemiptera, Pentatomidae.